Molecule: messenger RNA, 5028 nt
Organism: Penicillium egyptiacum
Lineage: Eukaryota; Fungi; Ascomycota; Eurotiomycetes; Eurotiales; Aspergillaceae
Source: the annotation of a GenBank genome assembly
AUGUCUGCCGAUGACCCGUUCUCCUUUCUGCCCGCGGAGCAGACAAAACCCGCGAAGAAACCCCAUUGGAAAAGCAAACUGUUCUCCAAGGAUAAGAACAAAGCCGCGUCGCAUCAACAUCAAGAAAUCGCGGACUUCUUGAGCUCUCGCACCCCAGAGUCAGCUCCCACUCCCCCGCCCAUCGAUCCAAGACACAUCCCCCCGCAAAACGUUACUGCCCACCGCUUUCCUUCCUCACAAGACGUCUCCGGAUACCCUCCCUCCACAGUGUCCGUGCCGGCGCCAGCGUCAGUGUCAGCGCCAGUCUUGCCUAACGACAACUAUGUCCCUUUCAAUUUCUCAGACCAAUCUCAUGCGGUGCUUGCCCCCGCUCCCGCCUCUGCCAAGCCCGGUGGUCGCAAAGGCAAAGGGCUGCGGGUGGGUUUCAGCCCUCAAACCCCAGAAGUGAUUGGCGAAGGAGGCGAUGAGACGGAAUCGCCAACGAUUGAGAUUUCACGGGCUCGUGAAAGGUCGGACAGCAGGGGAACCCAGUCUGGCAAUACCCCUACGUCCCUCUCGGACCCUUCGCGAUCGCAUCUGCCAAAUCUCCGACUUGACACAUCGCUGGGCGAUGGUGAUGCGCGAUCCGGACAGUCGACUUAUUCACCCCUGCGUGAUAGAUCGGACUGGAAACCCCCGCUGAUGCAGAAUCCACAGGAUGCAGACUUCCUGAGCGCGUUGCCUUCGAGCGACAGCGGUUCUCGAUUGUCAUUCCGUGGUGAUACCGAGGCGAGUUCAUUCGCACAACGCGUCCGCGACAAGAUGCAAGCGGAGGAAGGUCGCGCAUUGCAUCAUCGUUAUGAGGAAGAUGCAUUGUCUCCUGGAGCUGACGACGAUGAUAUCUCAACUCCCCCCAGCCCUCCUAGCCCGGAAUCUCCCAUAAAAGCUUAUAAUCCUGGAUCGGCCUACGAAACAGCCCCAACGGCGGGAUCUCCGCAUGCGCCGUCAAUUUCUCUGUCAAUGCGGUCUAUUGUCGAUUCGAUUCGGAACCCCCAAAGCCCCUCAACACAACGCGCCCCAGCGAAUCUCAGUCCCAUUGACCCACGAAUGCCCACAAAUCUCAUCCCAGGUAGCCCCGGCAAGGUUUCACCAACACAGGCCAAACCACCACCCCAGGCCCUGCCUGUAUCGAACCGGGCUUCACCUCCCAGUCGCGAAGGCCAGGAGCCGCCACGCAGCGCCCAACCCCCUAAGUUCUCUCUUCGAAACGUUGCCAACCAAGUUGGCGAUACCGCAUUUUCCGAAUUCAAAGAGUACAAUGCACGAUAUGAGAGUUCUAUCAAGCUCGCAGCAGAGGAUGUUAAGCCAUUAGUAGAGACGUCGCUAGCAGAAUGGAUCCGAGCAGCGGUCUGGUGGUUUUUGCGAGGAAAGACGCGAUUGGAAGCAUAUGCUCGUUCCCGUUCCACACUGCCACCUACCUACGCCAAGCAAGCUGUGAUCGAUCUUGGAAAGGCAUUAUGGAUAAAUGAAAAUAUUGUGCCCAGUCAUCAUGAACUCUCUCGAUACGGCGCCAUGGGCGUUGACGCCCUACUGGCCGUUGCGAGUACCACCGGCGAUAAGGAGUUGGCCGAUCUUCUGGGUAUACAUCACAAUCUCAUCAAUCACCUCCGGUCGCUGUCCAUGUCCGUGAAACGAAACAACAUCCUCGCCGUGGUUGUUUCGGACGAAGGAUCUCCCACCCAGCUGGAUACUAGUAUCUGGUUGCGUUACCCUUUCUAUGCGCCCGACGUCUCAGCAGUUUUAUCUGGUGCGGCAACGAGAUCAAUGUUGGCAGAUAACGCGGGAAAGACACCAAGUUUGGUUCACAUGAUGCCUUUGGGUGACACAAGUCGAUACUUCAGCUAUGGUAGCAUGUUCGUGCAGGUCUGCGUCAGCUCCAGUGAUGAUGACGGGCAACAGCAAUAUGCCAUGCCCUGCGCAUUGACCAUCGUCCGCGAACGAGCGGAUUGGUAUGUCUUUGCGGCAGUCACUAGCCAAAGUCAACUUGUCAACAUUUUGAUUCAGUCCGAUCGCAAGCAGGGUCCGACUUGGGAGGAUGUGGAUUGGCAAGUCCGGUCCCAUUCUAUGCGAGUCAAGCUCCCCCGAGGAUUCGAGUUGGACGUCAUGUUCAAGGAAGACGAUUUCAAGACGCUUUGGAAUAUCGUAAAAUAUACCCAGAAGUCCGAGAAUAGUCUCCAUCCGGAGGCAGGUGAAACCGUUGUAUUUGAGAAUACUCUGAAGGUUUUCCAAUAUAUGGAUCCUGGUACACCAAAGGCAUUCCCUCCUGACCCUACAGAAAGAUGUCGAAUCCGUCUGUUCGAGCGAUCUGUCACUGUGACAGAAGGCACUGGUACUCGCAAUGCGCAUCGGGGAUUCCGACUAGCUGUCCUAACAAGCCCUAAGGUCAAGACUUUGAGCAGCAUUCGGCAUACCUUAGGCAACGGCUCACCGAUAGUGUUCGGUCUCUUGCGAGGAGAGGAUGGUGCUCCCGCUCUUCUCCUCAAAGUGACCGAGGACGGCCGUACGAGAUCCAUGUUGAUGACUUUCCAUGAGGUAGCUGAGCGUACGAAAAUGCAUUCCGUGCUGCUCGGCAUGAUUCCACGGGAGGGAGAGGUCAAGUCACCCGAAUUCGCCAUCCAGUCUUAUUGCAUUGAACAGCCAGAAGAUCCAUUCACCGGCCAACCCGCGGUCAAAUACCUCCAGUUCCCCGCCGGAAGCGUGUCAGUUAUUGACCAAAAGCAUGCUUACGUCGACCAUGGUUAUGGACCGACGAUUCUAUCAGAACAUCUGAGGGCCUUUAUCGCCACUGAAUGGGGCUCUGUGACGGAUCGCAUCAACUUAGGACCUGGUGAAUUGAAAAUUGGCUUGGACGUCCAGAGCAAGACGAGCAUGAGCUUGUUCCGCUCCGCGCAGCAGGAUCUGACCCUUUCGCUUGCGGAUAACCUCAUCCGCCCUGAACUGCCUGGGCAGUUAACCGGCUUCCUCGAGAAGAUUACGGCGAAGCCUAUGAUCCGCCGGCUGGACUUCCCCACCAUGGAGGAUCUUCAUGCCUUCGAAGCAGCUGUUACCGGCUUCCAGGUGCUUUACGAUGGUAUGGCUACAUCGUUUACCAUCUCCCGCCGACGGAGUAUGGUUCCCAUUUACAAGAAAUGGGAAGCUGCGGUGGCACGGGUCCAGAUCGUUCGACAAGAGAAAGUUGUUCAAAUGCUCGCUUUUUUCGGAGACUUCCAGCAUGGCACAUGUAUGAACUUUGUUCUUAAGGGUACUGAUAUCAUGGAGUCCUUUGGCCGGUCCGGCAAGUUCGGCAUUCGUAUGGUAGAUGCCAAGUUCGCACUGCCGAAGAAGGACGAUAAUCCAGCUUCCAACUUUGUGUGCCUCGAUAUGCCCGAGUAUCCCAUCGAACACGACGAUCUCACCAUUACGUUCGAUACAGAGGCUUCACGCGCCAGCUUCAAGGCAGCUCUUCCUGGAUCAGUGCGAGAACCAUCCCGCAUGGGCUCCAUCCCAUCUUUUAUCAUGUCGCAUUCUAGCGAAGCCAUUGGCGCGUCCACGCGCUCUCUGCAUGCCGAUGAUGCCCUGAACCUUGUUACUGAUGUCGCUCCUCCUAUGCAUCUCUCUACUACAUUUCGCUAUUCCAAUGAUCCAACCCAGCUAGUACCGGCUGCAGAUGCCACCCCUUCCGACUUUGAUGCAACCUCCCACAUCUACUCGCGCAUGUCCGCACCCAAUCCUACGCGCUUCGAAACAAUCCUCUCCUCCCUCCUACACGGCCAAGCUAUAAGCUACUCCUCCGGCCUAUCAGCCCUACAUGGCGUUCUCACUCUUCUCAACCCCCGUCGCAUCUCCGUCGGCGAGGGCUACCACGGCUGCCACGGCGUCAUCGCCCUCUUCACCCGCCUAACAGGCCUCCAAAAGCUCCCCCUCGACUGCCCACCUGAGCAACUAGAAAAAGGCGACGUAAUUCUCCUCGAAACACCCGUCAACCCCCAAGGCACCGCCUUCGACAUUGCCUCCUACGCCGCUAAAGCCCACGCCCGGGGUGCAUACCUCAUCGUCGACAGCACCUUCGCCCCACCAGGCCUGCAAGAGCCAUUCAAGUUCGGCGCAGAUAUUAUCAUGCACUCAGGUACCAAGUACUUCGGCGGCCACAGCGAUAUUCUGUGUGGUGUCCUCGCCACGAACCGCGACGACUGGGCCGCACAGCUCAAAUCCGACCGUCUCUUUAUUGGAACUGUCAUGGGUAGCAUGGAGGGCUGGCUGGGUGUCCGCAGCCUGCGCACAUUGGAGAUCCGCGUCCAGCGUCAGAGCGAGAAUGCCACCCGUCUCAUCUCCUGGCUUGAUGCUGCUCUGCAUGCACCCAACCCCAUGGCUGACAGCGACGAGGCAGCUGUGCAGGCUGUUCUUGGUGAGGUGCUCCAUGCCAGUCUGCAGAAGGUCGAGGGUGACUGGUUGAAGAAGCAGAUGCCUAAUGGGUUCGGACCUGUUUUUUCUAUUAUUAUGAAGGAGAUGCGCUUUGCUCGUGAGUUGCCGAGUAAAUUGCAUUUCUUCCAGCAUGCUACUAGUCUGGGCGGUGUUGAGACGCUUAUUGAGUGGAGGACUAUGACGGAUACGACAGUUGAUCGGAGGUUGUUGAGGAUUAGUAUUGGGUUGGAGAAUUGGGAGGAUUUGAAGGCCGAUUUGGCGAGGGCAUUCCCUUUCAACAACCUGUCAUUUCAGUCAUUUACUCAAUUCUCUCCAAUUAUACCCAUCAUGCCGGAAACAUUUACAAUCCACUACUUCGCAACAGCGUCCCAAUACACCUCCAAAAACACGGAAUCGCUCCGCGCGCCCCUGAAACUAUCCGCUCUGUUUGGCGAACUCGAGCAGCGAUACCCUGGCAUUGUUCACAAGGUCCUGUCUACUUGUGGCGUUAGUCUGAACGGGGAGUAUGUUGAUGUCGAGGAGGAUGGGGAGAUUGUUAUCCAGUCUGGGGGUGAGGUGGCUGUUAUUCCGCCUGUGAGUUCGGGUUAG